Messenger RNA from Pollicipes pollicipes, 4189 nucleotides. It is a transcript of the gene RhoGAP1A, whose product is annotated as Rho GTPase activating protein at 1A. Gene Ontology annotation, biological process: signal transduction; positive regulation of GTPase activity. The record is from RefSeq and is a predicted model, not a curated record. The transcript has 16 exons. NCBI's taxonomy places the organism in Eukaryota, Metazoa, Arthropoda, Thecostraca, Pollicipedomorpha, Pollicipedidae. Gene Ontology annotation, molecular function: guanyl-nucleotide exchange factor activity; GTPase activator activity. Gene Ontology annotation, cellular component: membrane. Bases 235 to 2937 code for a protein of 900 amino acids.
CAGUGUCACUGUGUUCUCUCGCCAGUGUCGCCGGUGCUCUGAGGUGCCGUGUGUUCCGUUCGUCUCCCUUCACGCAGGAUUUUGUGUCCGGAAGUUCCAGUGCUUCAAGUUUCCUCGCGCUCGAAGGCUUCGUCUGCUAAGCAUCGCCUGUGCUCCCUGGCCGUGUGGGCUCCCGGUGGUCCUGUGCUCACCGCGGUCGCCGUGGCCUUGUGCUCCCGCCCAUCGACACAAGAGAUGUCCGACUCGGCGGAUCCGCAGCUGCGCCACUCGGUCAGCUCAGUGGUGGACACCGCGGUGCGGCCCGUCUUCUGGGCCAGCCAGACGUCACUGGAGCAGGAGUCGGAGACAGUGGCCGAGUGGCUCGACGCCAUCAUCAGUCCCACCAGCAGACGGAAGACCCGUGAGAAGGCGCGCACGGCGUCUGGCGGCGACUCCGACGAGGAUGUGGUACCGCUGCUGCGCACCAUAUCCGUCGACGACACCGACGCAGAGCGCGAGGAGGGCCGGCGGGGCCGCGCCGGCAGCCAGGGCCCCGACGAGGUGUUCACCGCCAGCCCAGGUGGCUACGGCGGCUCGGUGGACGCGGGCCAGGUCGCGCAUGCGCCGUCGUCGCCGUCGCGCCGCGAGUCCGGCGCCGGCACCGAACAGACGGAAAGUCAGCGCAUCAGCACCUACAAGCACGUGGUGAAGAACGUGCUGGACUCGGAGAACAUGUAUGUCGAGUGCCUGAGCGUCACGCUGCAGUACAUGAAGGUGCUCAAGUCGACGAUCGCCACCUCACAGCCUGUGAUAUCGCAAGACGACUUCAACUCCAUCUUCUUCAAGAUCCCCGAGCUGCACAGCUUGCACGCCGAGUUUCUGCGCGGCCUGCGCGAGUCGACCACCGACUGGGACGGCUACUCACCCAUCGGGCACCGCUUCAAGUUCCUGGCGGAGAAUAUGGGCGUGUACGGCGCCUACCUGCAGAACUACCGGCACGCGCUGGAGACGGUGCGCCGCUGCUCGGCCAGCAGCGUCCAGUUCGCCGAGAUCACGCGCUGUAUCAAGCUGCGCUCGCUGCACGGCCAGACACUCUCGCUGGAGGAGUUGCUGCACAAGCCUGUGGCACGCGUGCAGCAGAAUGCGCCUGUCCUGCAUGAUUUGCUCAAGUACCUUCCUCAGAGCCACCCGGACCACCGGACGAUGGGUCUGGCGCACGCGCUCACAAUGACCCAGUCCUUCAUCAACAAGUACAACGUCGCUGCCUCCCGACUGCCGUGCUCGGAGAGGAUGCAGCGGCACGUGGUGAAGAACUCGUUCAUCGUCGAGAUGUGCGACAGCCACCGGAAGCUGCGGCACCUGUUCCUCUUCAACGACGUCAUGGUCUGCGCCAAGUACAAGGCGAGCGGCCGCAACGACAAGUUCACUUUCGAGGUCAAGUGGCUGACUCCGCUGGCCGAGAUAGUGUCCAACUGUGACGACCUACCGGCCGAGCCGCGGGACCGCGACACGUCCGCCUCCAGUCUGGUAACGCUCAAGUCUCAGGCGUCAACCGUGCGUGACCAGAUCCGCGCGCAGGAGCGCUACUACGGCCUGCAGGGGUGCAAGCGGGCCGACCAGAAGACGGAGAAGCAGCGGAAGAAGCUGGCGGACCUGGAGGCGCAGUUGGUGCUGGCCUCGCCCAACCUGCCCUUCCGCGUCUCCAGCCGGAACGGAAAGCACCAGGCGCUCUUCUUCCUGUCGUCCGAUUUUGACCGCACCCAAUGGUCGGAGGCUAUCCAUGUACUACAGACGAACACGCCGCCCAGCCUGCAGGCCCAGCCGGUGGCGUUUGACGAGGUGCAGGCGUGGAUCACCACCUACCGCAAGGACCUGCAGACCAACAUGGGCUCGUACCUGAUGCGCACGGGACGCGACGAGUCGCUGCUGGUCGGCGACCUGCACGUGAUGGUCCAGCAGGUCACCGGUCUGCAGGAGGAGGCAGAACUCUUCAUCUGCUUUGAGGUGGACUCGUACGGGCACUUCUUCCGGAAGGCCAAAACGAAGCCGAACCGCAGCAUCGCGCCUCAGUGGAACGAGGACUUCAUACUAGAGCUGGAGGGCUCCCACAGCCUGCGAAUUCUCUGCUACGAGAACGACGCCAAGGAGGGCCAGAUUCUGCGGGGUCGUGCUCGGACAGAGCUGAGCCGCAGCUGGCUCACCACGUCCAUGCAGGAGCGCACGGUCAAUCUGGAGGGCCUGACGCUGACGCUCUCCGUUAAGUACGCCUCCUACGAGAUGACCAAGCGCAGGCCCCCGCCCGGCAAGAGCAACAGGCUCUUCGGCAGCAAAAUACAGGACGUCUGCAGGCGGGAGGACCGUUCUGUGCCGUUCAUCAUCACCAGCUGUCUGCGAGAGGUGGAACGGCGCGGCACCAACGAGAUGGGCGUCUACCGCGUCUCCGGCUCCGCCACCGACAUCAACCGGCUCAAGAAGCUUUUCGAGACCAACAUCUACGAGGCGGAGCAACUGAUCAAGGAGGUGGACAUCCACUCGGUGACGGGCCUGCUGAAGCUGUACCUGCGCGAGCUGCCAGAGGCGCUCUUCACCGACGAGCUAUACAGCCGCUUCUUCAACGCUUUCGGCGGCGGCGACCACGAGCUGCGCCGACGCCGCCUGCUGCACCUGUUCUCGGCGCUACCACAGCUCAACCAGAGCAUCAUCGUGUAUCUGAUCGAACACCUGAUCAGGGUGAACCGGGCCGAGAUGUUCAACAAGAUGUCUCUGCACAACCUGGCGACAGUGUUCGGGCCGACGCUGCUGCGGCCAGGCCCGCAGGCGGACGGCGCCGUGCAGCCCGACCUGCUGGCCGCCGGCACGGUCGACGUGAUGGCGCAGGCCGGCAUCCUCUACUUCUUCCUGCAGCGGCGCAGCAACGGCGAGCCCAUCCAAGUCGGCCUCGAGCCAACCGCCAGCUGAGAGCGAGGCGAGACGAGACGCGGCGAGGCGGCGGUGGGUGACCGCAGACCGGGCGGACUGGGACAGCGUGCCGGCCGCGCGGUCACGCGUGUCGUCGACGGGCUGUUGACCGCGCAGUGACGACGGCCGCGGUGGUGAUGCCGUAGCCACGCGCCCUGGAGCCGCUGGUGUGGUAAAUGGCGGAUGUCUGAGAGCACCUUACGUCUCCGGCUCCCAACAGCGGGAGCUGAGGCGCGCAGUGUAAUUUGUGAGACCCAUGGAGUCCAUGGACGCUUGCCUUCGUUUCAAGACACGGACGAAUAGUUCUUCCCUACGACGUAAAGCGUCAAAUACCAACGUCGUUUCGGUUGUACGACAUCAUUGCGCUACUUCCAUAUCACCAGAGGUGAUCGGUCCACCACGCUGUGGCGCCGUAGCUGCGGCGCCGACCGCACCAGCGCUGGGCAGGACGGAACGUAGCGGUGCCGUGUUUAUUCCGCUGCCGGGGUCCAGGCGCGGCGCUGAUGUAGCCGCGGCGCUGAUGUAGCCACGGUGUUGAUGCAGCCGCGGCGCUGAUGUAACCGCGGCGCUGAUGUAGCCGCGGCGCUGAUGCGACCACGUGACUGAUGUAGCAGCGGCGUGGAUGUAGCCGCGGCGCGGAUGAAGCCGCAGCGCUGGUGUAGCCGCGGCACUGCUGGGGCGGCGUCGCUCGGCGUGGCGCCGGGCCGGUGCGCGGGCCCGGCCUCAAGAGACGGCCGGCCGCGCGGAGAGCCGGCCAGGGGCGCCGCUGUGAUGGAGAACAAGGGACCACAGAGGGGCGUGCCGACGCGAGUGACCGGGCUGCCCCGUUCGGCUGUAGCGCGUGCUGCCCCGUCCGGCUGUAGCGCGUGCUGCCCCGUCCGGCUGUAGCGCGUGCUGCCCCGUCCGGCUGUAGCGCGUGCUGCCCGCAUGCCGGGUGUCGAAUCCGUUAAGUGUUUAAACUAGUCACAGCUUGUGAUGGAUAACGUCGGACUAUCCAUGACCCCGCAUAAUGUUUGUACGUGCAUUUCGUUACGUGUGCCAAGUGUAUCAGUCUGGCGUGUACAGCAUCAAAGGCGCGCCGCGUCCCGCGCGGCGAGCCCUUUAUUUUCGCCUCCUCGUUUUGAUAUGUGACGUGCUGUUGGAAAGCGGUUGUGCGCUUUUAAUGCGACGCGUUUGGAAAUGCUUUUGCACAGCUCUGUGCAUUGUAUUAGCCAUGUUUUGGUAUCUAUGAAUAAAUGCGUCGUGCAUGAUC